AUGGCAAAUUCAAGCAUCAGCAACCAUCCACUUGGAGAGUUGGCAAAUAUCCGCCAAAGAACAUCAAACUCAUCGACGACGGUUAAUGAGGAGGACGUAGUAUACCCUGAAGGAGGGCUGGAGGCAUGGCUAGUUGUUAUAGGAGCCUGGUUUGCUAUGAUUCCAUCGAUGGGCUUACUCAAUACCCUUGCUGUGCUCCAGGCUUGGGUGCUUGAGAACGAGCUACCUCACCUACCCGAAUCAACGGUAGGGUGGAUCUUUGGGUGUUAUGGUUUCUUUCUCUACUUCUGUGGUGCUCAAGUUGGCCCAAUCUUCGAUACCCACGAUAUCAAACUGCUGGUCAUCCCAGGAUCUUUUGGUAUGGUUCUCUCGAUGGUGUUUGUGAGCUUUUCGACGGUUUCUGCUUUCGUUCGGUGUCCUAGGUGGUAUAUCGGCGUCCCUCCUUUUCAAUCCCAGUCUUGCAGCAAUCGGGCACUGGUUUUGCAAGCGACGUGCCUUUGCCACUGGACUCGCAUGCACUGCGGGAGGGAUUGGAGGAAUAGUAUUCCCUCUCGUUAUUCUAUACCUCGCGCCCAAGAUCGGCUUCGCUUGGCCAUUCGGGUUAUAGCUCUCAUCAACAUGGGAUCUGGAGUCCUGGCAUCUUGUCUUCUCCGAAAGCGUUUACCCUCAAACAAGAAAGCAGGAGCAUCCAUUGACCUCAAGGCUCUAGCAGAUGUCAAAUUCGCGAGCACUACGGCCGCAGUCUUUCUUAUCGAGUUUGCGGUCUUCAUUCCAUACUCAUACAUUUCCGCCUAUGCCAUGCAUUACGGCUUUAACUCUCAGAAAGCUUAUCUUCUCAACACCCUGCUCAACGUCGGCGCAGUUCCCGGUCGGGCGUUGCCUGGAUACGUCGCAGAUCGAUUUGGCACUUUCAACACCAUGUGUAUUACUUCGUUUGUAUGCGCUGCACUUAUUCUGACACUCUGGCUAAAAGCUGCAGGAGAGGAAGCGAGAACGACUUCUUUUACUGUGCUUUAUGGUUUCUGGUCUGGGGCAGCUAUAAGCCUUACGCCUGUCUGCAUAAGUCAGGUUUGCAUGAUUGAGGAUAUUGGAAAAAGAACGGGAACCGCAUUUUUUAUCGCCAGCUUCGGUGCUUUGACCGGUAUCCCCAUUGCUGGUGCAAUCCUCGAGGCAAGCGAUGAUUCAUAUGGGGGGCUAAUUGUCUUUGCGGGGAUCUUAUAUAUAUCUGCCUUUGCUACAUUUGUCCUUGCUCGAGGUAUAGCAGGUGGAUGGUGCUGGGCGAAGCUAUUUUAG
Molecule: messenger RNA, 1293 nt
Organism: Fusarium odoratissimum NRRL 54006
Lineage: Eukaryota; Fungi; Ascomycota; Sordariomycetes; Hypocreales; Nectriaceae
Exons: 3
Coding region: 1-1293 (430 amino acids)
Cellular component (GO): fungal-type vacuole membrane
Molecular function (GO): transmembrane transporter activity
Source: RefSeq, a predicted model, not a curated record